AUGGGGAGAGGGAAGGUGGAGAUGCGCCACAUCGAGGACAAGAUCACCCGUCAAGUGACAUUCUCGAAGCGGAAGGGCGGCCUGCUCAAGAAAGCUCGGGAGCUCUCGGUGCUGUGCGACGUCGAGGUCGCUCUUAUCGUCUUCUCCGCGGGCGGCAAGCUCUUCGAAUUCUCCGGCGGUGAAAGGUGCGUCCACCCUCUCCUCUUUUUUCAAUUCCUUGCUUCGCUAUUCACUUCGAUUCUCGUUUCGCUGCUUUUGAAUUCGUUACUACUGCCUCUCUCCAUGAUCUCUUGGCGGUGGGAAACCCUACACAUUAGAUUAGGUUUAGAGCGAGCGAGCGAAGGAAUAUACUCGAUCCUUGGCUAG
Molecule: messenger RNA, 366 nt
Organism: Linum tenue
Lineage: Eukaryota; Viridiplantae; Streptophyta; Magnoliopsida; Malpighiales; Linaceae
Source: the annotation of a GenBank genome assembly